AUGUCGACAGAUACUGCUACCGCCACCGCUCCUCCUGAUCCUGCUCCUGCAUCUUCGCCACACUCGUCUGCUGGCUCGUCCUUGUCGUCACUAUCAUCUCCUCCAUCAGAUACGAAUACCUACCCCGCGUCUAUCUCUAUGUCUGGGUCACCGGCGAGGAAACGCUCGAUAGGGGAUGUCGAUGGGGAUACGGCUGCUGCGAACGGGGGGGAUGAUACGAAUGCGAACACAACUACGGAUGUGGAGAUGAAGGUUGAUGGGGAUGCUCGUGUCGAUACAGAUGAUAACAAGGAGAAUCGGGAUACACAAGCGAAAUCAUGUGCUCCUGGGGACGAGAAGAAGACUACGGCUGUUGGAGAUUCGACUGCCACUACGACCACAGCCCCGGCUGCGAAGAAGAGGAAGUUGUCGCCUGCCAGUAAGGAGGCAAAGCAACAGGAAAAGGAGGCUAAGGAGCGGCAGAAACUAGAGGAGAAAGCUAAGAAGGAGGAAGAGAAGGCCAGGAAGGAGGAAGAGAAGGCCAAGAAAGAGGAGGAAAAGAGGAAACGGGAGGCUGAGAAGGAAGAGGAGAAGCGGGUAAAAGAAGAAGAGAAGCGAGCUAAGGAAGAGGAGAAGAAGAAGCGCGAAGCGGAAAAGGAAGAGGAGCGCAAGAAGAAGGAAGAGAAACGGAAGGCGAAGGAGGAGGAAAAGGCUGCCAAAGAGGAAGAGAAGCGAAAGAAGGAGGAAGAGAAGUUGAAGAAAGAGGAAGAGAAGCUGAAGAAAGAAAGAGCGCAAAUGAAGCUGAACUCCUUUUUCGCGAAACCGAAAACCCCGGCGCAACCAUCCUCAUCGAACACGACCCUCUCUCCUAGCAAAACUACUGGCGCUGGCGCUUCGAAUGACCCCUCUCCUGACUCUGAAUCUACUGUAUCUGACUACCAGCGCGAGUUUCCGGAGUUCUUCCUCCAGUCACAUACCACAUUUGCGCCACCGCACAGGUUCCAGCGCGACAACGAAGCUCUGCAGCAUACGCGGGAGAAAGUUGAUGCCUACUUGAAAGAUGCCAAGGAUGGCAAGCAUGAGCCUGUAACCUUUCGUCCUUCCGAGCUCUUUCAGCUCAUGCCAUACCAGCGGCGGCGUGGAAGAUUGCCUGCUUCAGUCAAACAGAUCCUCUUACAGAUGCAGAACCUUGCUGAUCAGUCGGAGACCUCCGAAGCUGCCCAGAGAGCUCGCGAUCUUCUGAGGCAAGUGAGAAUGAAAUCACUGAAAUUCAACGAGGAUGUCCGGCCUCCAUACCAGGGCACCUAUAGCAAGAACCUGCCGGAGUCAUCCGUCCGCCGGUUGAUGCGCAAUCCCUUUUGCCGCGGGCUGCCGGAGACGAACUAUGACUACGACUCGGAAGCUGAGUGGGAAGAGCCUGAGGAAGGCGAGGAUCUAGAUUCAGAGGAAGAAGAGGAAGGGAGUGAAGACGGAGAGGAUGACAUGGAUGGAUUCCUGGACGACGAGGAUGACCACCCGAUUGAUGGCAAGAGGCGUCACAUUGUCGGGGACCUAGAACCCGUCAGCACUGGUAUACGAUGGCAGGAACAUGGCGUGGACCCGGAGCUGCAGACGUACAAGAUGGAGACCAUUUCCGACUCGGUGACCUUCCCUAUUGACCCGUUCUCCACAGCCUACUGGCAGAAACCGAAGGCCGCCGCGGAGCCAGCGCAGGCGGCUGGUCUGGGGCGCUCGACGCUCCAUGCCUUCAUGGGGCACCCAUCCUCGUCAUCCUCACACAAACAGACCGGGAGUGGGCCGGGAGCGGACGGGGGCACCCUGGCCGUUCUGACAGCUGGGAGGACAAAGCGAACGUUGCCGCCGGAGCAGCUGGAAGAGUUCAAGCAGGUGGUGAAUGGCAGUGAUCUGACCAAGAUGGGGUUAAUUGAAAUCUUGAAGAAACGGUUCCCCAAGGUCUCGAAAGACAGUCUGAAAGACACGCUGAACAGCGUGGCCACGCGGGUGGGACAGAAAGAGGCUGACAAAAAAUGGGUCUGCAACUAG
Molecule: messenger RNA, 2022 nt
Organism: Aspergillus vadensis CBS 113365
Lineage: Eukaryota; Fungi; Ascomycota; Eurotiomycetes; Eurotiales; Aspergillaceae
Product: putative chromatin assembly factor 1 subunit A
Exons: 3
Coding region: 1-2022 (673 amino acids)
Biological process (GO): nucleosome assembly
Cellular component (GO): CAF-1 complex; nucleus
Source: RefSeq, a predicted model, not a curated record